AUGAUAUUUAAUUAUCUACCCAUAACAGAUCUUCUAAGAAUUCGUGGAGUAUGUAAACAUUGGCAAAUUCUUGAUCCACUUCCUCGAAAAAUUGUGGGUUUACUUAAUUGUAUUAAACAAAAACUUGCACCCGAUUUACUUAUUCUUUCCACUAAACAUUUUCGUUCUACUUAUGAUCCUUAUAAAUUUCUUGAGAUUAUUUGUGUAUUUAAUGAUAAACGUUAUACAAAUGUAUUUCCAUAUGAAGCAGAAGAUAUUAGUGAAAUUGUAAUUAAAGGAAAUUUUCAUAAUCAUGAAAGUCAUGAAAGGAAUAUUAAGAUCAAACCUGAAUGGUGGGGGUUGAUGUUAGAAGAAGAGAAAAAUUUUAAAAUAGAAAUUAGUGCGAAUACAUUAAUUUGGAAUAAAGGAAAUAAUGAAACCAAAGAUGGAAAGAAGGGAAAAAUUAUUGAAAUUUAUUAA
Molecule: messenger RNA, 459 nt
Organism: Diversispora eburnea
Lineage: Eukaryota; Fungi; Glomeromycota; Glomeromycetes; Diversisporales; Diversisporaceae
Source: the annotation of a GenBank genome assembly